GAAGUCGCAACACUUAGAACAGUCAAGACAUGAUCUGGGAAUGGACAUGGUAGACCGUUCACUGUCUCGCUGUGAGAAAAACAGGACCGUAAAACAUAUUUAAACUGGAAGGUCCGCCGAAAAUCAAGAUGCCUGCGAACCAGACUCGACCCAGGGCAAGGGAGAGAAACAAUGCGCUGAACAGACCCGAGUUUAUAUCUCUAAAUCAGCCUUUGAAGAGCGGUAGCGCUGAAGCUCGCGGCACUGCACGGAGGCCGUCGCAGAGGUACCAGCAAAGUCAAAACCAGCCGGGCACAAAUCCGCAGCAGGAGUCGCCCGAGAACAAUAAGGAGAGGAAGGAAUUACCAGAAGAAGACUGCAUGCAGCUAAACCCAUCAUUCAAAGGCAUCGCAAUGAACUCUCUACUGGCCAUUGAUAUCUGCAUGUCUAAACGGCUCGGCGUGUGCGCGCACACUACGUCGUCGUGGGGGAGCGUGCGCUCUAUGGUCAAGCUGCUUGCUCUCACUGGUCAUGGCAUCCCUUGGAUCUUCGGGACAAUUGUGUGUCUUACGAGAAGCAACACGUUGGCGGGUCAAGAGGUUUUGGUCAAUUUGCUGCUAGCACUCUUACUGGAUGUGAUGACUGUGGCAGGCAUGCAGAAGUUGGUGAAGCGCAAAGGGCCAUGGGAAAUGGCGCCUAGUUUCCUUGACUACCUGGCCAUGGACAUCUAUUCUUUCCCAGCAGCCCAUGCAAGCCGAGCAGUCAUGGUAUCUAAAUUCCUGUUGGCACACUUGGUCCUUGCAGUUCCUCUUCGUAUUUUGCUUGUCUUAUGGGCAGUCCUAGUUGGCAUGUCCCGUGUGUUCCUGGGUCGUCACCAUCUGACAGACGUCGGAUGUGGCUUUGCCUUGGGAUUCCUUCAUCACAAUUUAGUGGAGAUGGUGUGGCUGUCCUCCAACACUUGUCAGACUCUAAUAUCCAUUGGAGCAUUCAACUGGAGCCCCCUCUACUGAACAGUGCGUGUAUUUAGAAGGAUUUCAAAAGUUGCAGUGCUUUUUUAAUUUUUUGUCCAUUCAUGUCAGUUGCCCUACAUCUAUUCUAAAAAGUGUGUGAUAGAAACAUGUACAUUUAUAAAACAUUACCCUGAGCAGCACACAUCCAUAAUCUUGAUCUGAUCAUUAGGGCUCAAGCCCAAAGGGCGAGAGGCCUAUUGUUUUCCUUAGGAUUAUUUUUUAUUAUUAUUAUUAUUAUUAUUAUUAUUAUUAUUAUUAUUUUUUUCCAACGUCUCGGGGGCUUUUGGGGCCCUUAACGUGCUUAAAAAGUCUUGAAAAUUGGCACACAGAUUGGAACCUGCGGCCAUUAGGGCCGGGCAGAGACUGAUACACGGGCGUGGCACAGGGGCUCUACAGCGCCCCCUGGAAUAUGGAGGGCCAUAUAUCAUACAUUCUUGCUCGUAGACGUAUGAAACUCGGUACACAUAUAAAUCUCAUCAAUCCAAACAACUUUUGUAUUGCAUAUCAUAGGCUCCGCCCAACAGGAAGUUGGCUAUUUAGGGUUUAGUAUUCAAAUUUUUCGUCAAAGUUGUGGGGGCUUUUGGGGUCCUUAACAUACUCAAAAACUCUUGAAAAUUUGCGCACACUUUGGAAUCUGUGGCCUUUAGGAGCCUGCAGAGGCUGGGACCCGGGCGUGGCACAGGGGCUCUACGGCGCCCCCUGGAACACAGUCAGAAAUGUUGAUGUAUAGCUCACACAUACUUGCACAUAUUCAUAUGAAACUCAGUACACAUAUAGAUCUCAUCGUGCCGAACAACUUUCGUAUUGCAUGUCAUAGGCUCCGCCCAACAGGAAGUCAGCUAUUUAGAGUUAUGUAAAAAGCGCAUGCUCUGGAAUUUGAAAUACUUGUCAUAGGUUUUUUUCUCGAUUGCCGCCAAACUCGGUCAACAUGAUCUCAAGACACUGGGGAUGAAAAAUUGCCAGGGGAUUUUUGAUAUCUCGAACGGUUUGCUCGUGGCGAGGCGUUGAAAUUAUGGCGAGAAAUGAGAAACAGGAAGUGUCUAAUACCGUCCACAUACAUUUCCUGAUUUUAAUCAAACUUCAUCAGAUUAUUCGUUGUAUGAUGUCGAUCGCAUAUAUGUGACUAUUAGGAGUCAAAGUUAUAGCGCCACCAACUGGCAGAAGGAAGUGUGUCAUUUUCAAAAUGAUUUGAAUUCAGCAUCUUAUUAUUACUCGAUUUGCUUCAAACUUCAUCAGAAUAAUGUUAAAACACAGCCGAUAUAAAUCUGCAAGGGGGAUAUUGAUAUCUAAAAAAUUGUUGGCGUGGCAACAUGUCAAACUGGAAUACUUCUCAGGUGAUUUUGAGGCAAAUAACAUACUUAGAAUUUCACAAAACUCUGAACACACAUCAGUAUUUCUGAUAGGAACUUAAAUUGUGAAUGGAUUUUGGAUAGCUUGAAUGGUUUUGCCGUGGUGAUUUUUUUAAAUGACCUUACAAAGGGAAUCAUUAUUGUAUUUUUAAAUUGCAGCUUCCAAACACGUCAAAUAAUUUUUUCAUACAGAUGAAAAAGUCAUUCUGAGGAAAUAUGCAUAGUUUAACGACUUUACAACACUGUAUGGAUAACAGAAAAUUAAAAAACUGUCAGACAUCUCA
Carassius gibelio (silver crucian carp) is the source of this 2622-nucleotide messenger RNA. Its product is annotated as inactive phospholipid phosphatase 7. NCBI's taxonomy places the organism in Eukaryota, Metazoa, Chordata, Actinopteri, Cypriniformes, Cyprinidae. The coding region runs from base 129 to 989 and encodes 286 amino acids. Gene Ontology annotation, molecular function: sphingosine-1-phosphate phosphatase activity. Gene Ontology annotation, cellular component: nuclear envelope. The record is from RefSeq and is a predicted model, not a curated record. The transcript is spliced from 2 exons.